Molecule: messenger RNA, 6305 nt
Organism: Conger conger (European conger)
Lineage: Eukaryota; Metazoa; Chordata; Actinopteri; Anguilliformes; Congridae
Gene: bod1l1
Product: biorientation of chromosomes in cell division 1-like 1
Exons: 35
Coding region: 131-5431 (1766 amino acids)
Source: RefSeq, a predicted model, not a curated record
GUCAUUUCACAAUCAAAAUAUUUAGCUGAAAGGAGAGUUGAAGAAAACCAAGGCUACAUGAAGGCUAGCUAAUUAUUUCCCUUUUUGUAUUGGUAUUUUUGUUUACUUAAAUAAACGACUUGGAUUACAAAUGGCUGGUUUACCACCCGGAGAUCCGCAGUUGGUCUCUAUGAUCGUGAAUCAUUUAAAAACGCAAGGUCUUUUUGACCAGUUCAGAAGGGACUGCUUGGCAGACGUGGACACAAAGCCCGCCUAUCUGAAUUUAAGACAACGAGUGGACAAUUUCGUAUCCAACCAUCUCUCCAACCACACAUGGAGUCCACAUCUGAACAAGAACCAGCUGCGGAACAACAUCCGACAGUUGGUGCUACAGUCUGGGAUGCUGGAGCAGGGAGUGGACAGGAUAGUCGCACAGGUCGUGGACCCCAAAAUCCACCACACAUUCCGGCCACAAGUGGAGAAAGUGGUACGGGAAUUCCUGUCCCCUGGGACCAUAAGUGAACCGCCAGCGGCCUGUCCCAAUCAGGUGGAGGAAAGACAAGACAACUACCUGCCAGCACCGGGCCCCUCUUCUGCGCCCGUCACCACGGCUACCAGCGACGCCAUGUCCAUCCUGGACACCAUCACCGUCCUGAACCAGGAGGCCAGCACCUGGGCCAGCGGGGACCGGGCCGGCAGGCGGGUCGGCCCAGGGUCGGGCCCCGAAGGUGGGCCUGAGAGGGACCCGUUGCAAGACGAGUCCCAGGAGGAGAUGGACGUGGGGGAGCAGGACAUGAGUCUGGUGGAGGAGGAGGAGGAGGAAGAGGUGGAAGCAAAGGGGACUGUAGAGGAGGCCAGCGAGGAGAAGCCCGGGCCUGAGGUCCUCCUGCAGGUGCAGGAGGCUGAGGUGGAGGAUGCCCCGGAGGUCAGCAGCCUGGAGAAGCUGGGGCCGGGAGAGGAGGAGGAGGAGGAGGAGGAGGAGGAGCAGCCGGCCAGUGAGCCAGCGGAGGAGACCGGGGAGGUGAAGGCUGAGGAGGGGAAGGAGAAGGAGAAAGAGAAAGAGAAGGAGAAGGCCAUCAGCAAAUCUACAGGCAAGGCCAGAGAAGACGGGGAGCCCCAGAAAUCCCCCAGCGAGAAGCACCACAUGCGUCAGAAAGCCAGAGAGAGGUUAAAAGAAGAAUACUCCCUGGAGGACUCUGAUCUGGAUGGCCUGAGUGACAUCACGGUGAGCUCUGUCCACACCAGCGACCUGUCCUCCUUUGAGGAGGAGAGUGACGAUGAGCCGCAGCUGUCCGACAGCACGGAGGAGGGCGAGAUCACUUCCGAGGAGGAGGAGAUGGAGAGCAAGCCGAAGGCCGCAGACAAGCCCACAGAGGAGGAGGCUAAGGAGCGGAAACCUCGCGGAGGGAGGCAGGCCUACGUCCACAAGCCCUUCCUUUACUCCCGUUACUAUAGCGACUCUGACGAUGAGGUCACGGUGGAACAGCGGCGGCGCUCUGCGGCUAAAGAUAAAGAGGAGAGGUUGCUGAAGAGACAGCAGAACAGAGAGCGGUUAGAGGAGAAGCGCAGACUGAAGGCCACCCAGCAGGAGGAUAAUGACGAGGGAGGGUCUGAGCCAACCUCUCCGAACCCGGAGCAGCAGGGACCCAGUGCCAAGGAGGCCCGCAAACAGAAGAAGGUUCUGGAAAAGAAGGUGGCCAUCAGCCGGAAGAGGAAGAGAGAUUCCAGGAAGGAGGAUGAGUCUGGAAAUAAGAAGAAGGGCGAUGCGGAGGAGGAGUUACUGAAGAAAUCUGAUGAAGUGGCGAGGGGCGGCCUCUCCAAGGGCCAGCCGGGUAAGGGCCCCAGGAAAGCGUCGGACGCGGAGGAGUUCAGGAGGCGAAAGAGCGGCAGCGUGUCCGAGGAGGGUCCUGAGCAGCGGAGGCCGGUGGACAAGAGCAGGACGCACUCCUUCAUCCUGGACUUGGAGCAGGGCUCCGAGGGCCUCCUCCGCCAGAGGCCCGGGGGGAAAUUCGACAGGAACCCCAAACACCCCCGGGAACGGGGCGAGAGGGAGCGCAGCCUGUCGGACGAGCGCGCCAAGCACAAGCCCAAACCUGAGAAGAGAGGAGGAGGCGAGGUCCACGGCGAAGAUAGCCCGCAGAAAGACCCGGGCCAUGCGGCCAAGGGGACCGCAGACGACAAAGCCGAGAAAAAGAGCAAGAGCAGAGGGGACCGGCGGAGCUCGACGUCCACCAGGGAGGGACGGACCUCUGUGUCGGAGGGCGGGGCGGCAGAGGAGAGUGGGGCUAAAAGGGCGAGGAUAGUUUCGGUCGACGCCGUCAAAACGGACAAGUCCAAGGCAGAGAAAGGGGUGCAGAAGAGCGAUGUCAAACUGCUGCUGGUGCCGCAGGGCGAGUCCACCGGGUCCUCCGAAGACAGGUCUGACAUGGAGCCGGGGUCGGAGGUGGCCAAGAAGAAGGACAGGCAGCCCAAAGACGCGCCCAAACGCUCAAAGAGCCAGUCGGAGAUCAGGGACGCCGGGGGCCCCGACCGCCGGUCCAGGGCCGGCUCCGAGUCGGAGGUCGACCCGGGGUCGAAGGUCAAAGCGGCGGCUGAAAAAUCCAGAUCCAGGUCGAGGGAGGACCCUAAAGCUCCGGCUACGCCCAGAGUAGAACGGAAGGGCUCCACUCCAGAGAGCAAGGGCAAAGGCCCCAAGCCCUCCAAGGAGAAGAGGAGAGAAAGCACCUCCAAGGAGGAGAAGAGGAAAGAGGGAAGCCUGAAAGAGGAGAAGAAGGGGUCCGAGGAGGCCUCUCCGGAGAAGGCCAGGAAGGGGUCGGAGCGGAAGGGCGUAGAGGAGGAGAAAAAGACGGAAGAUGGGCAGGGGGAGGAGACGAGGCAGGGCUCCAAAGCAGACGAGCCCACCCCCGGCUCCUCCCUGUCCCCGUCCGUUCCCGACACCAGCACCCCCGUCCCUCUGCCGGACACCACCGAGGCCCCACCCGCCUCCCUCACCGUCGGCCUAUCAGACGACGCCUUCGACGCCUUGAGCGACAUCACUCCCGAGCCAGAGGACGAGGGCGAGAUGCAGAUCGACGAGGAGGCGGACACGACCGAGAGCCCGAACGAAGGGCCCUCGUCGGACAGCGGCUUCGGCCCGGCAGGAAGUGAUGUCGCGGCGGGCCAGGCCCCCUCGGGAUGGCCCCAGGAGGUGAGGUUCGGGAUGGGGAGCACGCCGUCCGAAAUGUCCCUGCGCGAGGCGGCUCUCACUCUCCUGUCCAUGGACCCCGACACCACCACCUCGCCCAGGAUGGUCGUCGAGGCGACCUCCCCCGCGCCGUGGCAACCGGAGAGCCGCGGUCAUGAUGCGGGAGGUUUGGACAGCCAAUGUGAACUCCCUCGGACAGGCCGGGUGUCUGACAGCCUGGUCGUCGCUGAAGCCGUGGAGUCUCAGGGGUCUGUGGGACAGGAAACACCCGUUCCUGAGCAGGCUGUCAGUGCAGGGGUUUUGGAUGCCGCUGUAAAGGAGGUCGAUGUGUCUGAAGUUACAUCAGCAUCAGAAGUGAGUGUGGCUCCAGGUGUCCAGGAAGCUGUCGUCGCGCUCUGUGCUGAAAGCGAGGCGGAAAACACCGGAAGCAUGCCUGAACCGCUGCCCGAGGAGAGGCCUGCAAUUGACGCAGAAGUUGCCGCUCCCUCCGAGCAGAGUGUGGAUCUGGCUCCUGUCCCAGACAGUGCCCACGUUACAACUGCUCAGAUCAGGGUAGAAGCUACAGAAGCUAGUGACGGUCGCAGUGGAGGGACAGGAGCAUCUGAGAAGACCUUCACAGUCCAGGCGGACAGCAGUGAGCAAUCUGUCGUAGCUGAGGAGGUGGAGGGAGAGGUUGAGGGUAAGAUGGAGAGCCAGGUGGAGGUGCUGAGCAGUACCAUGGAAUCAGUGACCAAAAGUGACGGCAGUCCAAGCACAGCAGGAGAGAGCCAGUCUGAACCUACAGGAGAAGCAGAGGACAGUGCGAAAAAAGAGGGAGAAAAGACCGAAGGGCCGGUCACCGAACGCAAAGGACGACAAGCUAAAACCGCUACCAAGGAGACCGGUAAAGAGAAGAAACCGGAGGAGAAGGAAGAGUCCGAGGGGGAGCAGACUGACCUGGCUGAGGAGGUCAGGGAGACACGCCGUGGCGGCCGACAGUCCAGACUCGUCAAACAAGCCAGCAGGGGGUCAAAGAGCGACAGAGACAGCCUGGACCGGAGUCCGGAACCUUCCGCAGACGACAGAGAGGCAGAGGAGGUGAAGGACACCAGGAGCCGGAGGGGACGGGCCUCUCAGAGCUCCACUCCCCAGAGGGACACAAGUAAGACCAGGAAGGAGGAGAAGGAGGAGGCUACAGGUUCAGACACGGUCCAGCCACCAAAGAGUGGUGAUGAAGGUGAGAAGGUUGUGGAGACCAAAAGUCCACGGAGGGGAAGGUGGUCCAAGACCGCGACUCCCUCGCUCAGGGAGACACGAUCUUCAUCCCAAGAGCUGGAGGAGGAGGAGGUGAAGGAGCAGGAACAGCCUGAGAAGGAGAAGCCUGAGGAUGCCCCCAUUCGUAGAGGACGAAGUUCUGCUGCCCAGGUCAAAGAGGUCAGCGAAGGUGGCCAGCAGAAGAAAGAGGAGCCUAAAACAGGAAGUGGCUCUGAGGAAAAACAAGAGGAGAAAGAGAAAGAGAAAGAGGAAAAUGAGAAGAGUGAUCAGAAGAAAGUUGUUCGCCGGGGGAGACCUCCCAAAGUCCCGCCCCAAGGAAGUGCACAGCCAGAAGAGACCGUGGAGCAGAGUGGAGAAAAGGAGGAUGGAGAAAGCUCUGACUCCAAAGAAAUCAGUAACACACGUAAGCCGGCUGUGAAGAGGAAGAGGAGCGAGGACCGGGAGGACUCCGCGGAGGUUCUGCCCGAGGAGGGAGAGGGGAAGGGAGAUGGUGCAAAGAAGCGGACGGGUCUCCCGCGAGAGGACAGCACGAGUCAGUCCGAUGGCCAGGAGGACACUAAGGAAGAGAGCUCCAACGAUAAUGACGAGGACAAACCUCAGCCUCAGAAGAGCAAGCGGAGGGGGAGACCUUCCAAAGGAGGCGGGGCCCUGGGGGAGGAGUCAGGAAAGGCGGCGUCUGAGAAGAAAGAGCAGAAGUCCGAGGACACGGAGGAGGAGCAGGCGGAGGGAGAGGAGGGGGACGAGGAGGAAGGCGAGGAGGGCACUGCGAGGAGGGCCACAACGCGCUCGGCGGCACGUCUAGAGGCUGAGAGGAAUAAGCCCAGUAAACCAUCUACCCGUGCCUUGAGUAAACUCAGUGGGAAAGAGGAGCCCACUACAUCCACACGUGGGGGGCGAGGACAGGUUUCCCAGGCAGGGAGAGGGGGUCGUAAGCGUGAGCCCAGCCCCCCCACCCCUCGCACACGGGGGGCCCAGAAGUCAGAGGAGCCGCCGGCCAAGAGGGGCAAGCGCUGACAUCCCCCAACCCCCAGAGUGACCCCGCCCCGAAACCCAUGAGGACCAAACCACGGAGCGUGGCUUUUACGGGAUACAUUUUUACUCUUUUAACUGUACAUAUCCAGUACUGUCAUAGACACAGUCGGCCGCAAGUGUUUUUUCUGUAAAUGGAAAAAUAUAUGAAAUUAACAUUUCACACGUAUGUCGAGCCCCUUUUUUUAUGUUUUAUUUUUUAAUCCCUACAAAUGUCGGAAUGUAAUCAUCAGCGAAGUCCAGAGAAGUGUUUGGCUGGAGGUGUGAAGUUAUUAUUUCUUUUUUAUACGUAUGGCAUUACUAUUGAAACAGGACCUCGCUGACAGUGUUAAAUGAAUAAACGCUGCAUCUGCAAUUGGAUGUACUUAUUCUGGAGUGACAUAACAUCUGGGUCAAUCACAGGUGAUUUAGGCGUGUCCGCAUGUAGAUUAUUUUUUGAGCCCUUUCUUGCCGUUUGUCCGACACGUGACGCAUGAGUUUAUUUUUACCGACUUCAAACGACAGCCUACAUGGAAUACGUAAAGAGCUGCGAACGGGCAGGUUUCACGUUGUGAACCCCUCCCGAAUGACUGUCCAAGUGCUUUAAUGUUUUUCCUUUUCAUCAUUUUUUUUGUUGUAUAAAUGCAGUAUCAUAUUUACACUGAGGUUCCCAUGGGGACGUACUCAUUCUGUGAAUGUGAAGUAGUCGUAGGACUUCCCAGGUAUUCGGUGUUUUCCUCCAUGUUCCGCGCUCGCUCUCCGACACUGCAUUUUAUCUUCUCUUUUUCAGUUUCCUUCGUGAUUGUACAUAUGGAGGAAACUCCGCAAUGCCAGUGUUACCAACUGUUUGUUUAGACCAUUAAAUCUUUGUCUUUUCCUA